AUCCUGACCGCUUUUGCCACCUGAAUAGAAAUCAGAAUGAAACUCUGAUUUUGUGCUCCAGCUCUCUCUCUCUCUCUCUCUCUCUCUCUCUCUCCUCCCCAAAGGUUUUCACGAGCUCCCGGGACUUCCAGCUCGCGCCUCGCUCCUAACAUCCUGUCUGAGAAAUGAGCUCCAUCCUCUCCUGCCGAGACGCGCGCUCAGACUGCGCCUACUCCGCCUCUAUGUCCGCUCGCGCCACUGUUGACGUUUCCACGGCAACGCUCGUCUCCCUCUGGGACGCCGGUCGCUUGGACGACGCGGGUUGCCAGCGCGAGAUUCCACAGCUGGUUCCAGCACACGGUGCUCUGCAUGAGUCCGUCUGGUCCGACCCACUGUCCCCCCACCUCCAGCGGAACAAGCAGCUUCAGGACACAUUGAUACAGAAAGAAGAAGAACUGGCAAGGCUCCAGGAAGAGAAUAACAAGCUCAAAGAGUUUCUAAACUCAUCAUAUGUGAAAUCCCUUGAGGACAAGUCAAAGAGGCUUUUCUCUGUUCAGAGAAGCAUGGAUGUACGGAACAGGAAAAGAGGCGUACACGAUGAGAGAGACUUCCUCAGUGUGAGUCGGCUGUUGCAGGGCGGCGAGGGAAAGCGGACGUGCCGUAACCUCUCUCUGGAGUUCUGCUCCGCCGACGAGGUGGCUGCGACACCUCCGCUAGACUCCUGGGUUCUGGAAACACUGGGACUCCAGGACGAGGACACCAUCAACACUGACAGCAGUUUCAGCAGCCCGACGACAGAGCAUACGCCGUCCUUCAGCUCUCCAGCGCCAAGCACCGACCACUUCAGCCCUGCGCUCCAGGACAGCAUCAUGUACAGCCCUUAUUCGGACACUCACUGUGCCAUAGAGUCAUCAUGUGGCUUCAGUCACAGCAUGGACGAGAACGUAGAUUAUUUGACUCUUGGUGCAUCACGGAUGUACACCGUCACAUCUACGGGCACGCUUCAAGGUAUUGAAGCUCCUACCGUACACUUCACCCCUCCCAAGGCAGCAUCCACUCCUCAGCACUCACACGUCCCAAGCUCGGAGCGGAACCACUACAGCCACGGGUUCUCCAGUCCAUCAGGGGACGACGGUGCACUUUUGUCGACGCCGCACACAACGCGCAGCAGAAUGGACUUAGCGUUCAGCAUGUCACUCAGUCCGCAGAACAGUGUCAAGACCCACACUUUCCCACAAGGACAGGCUUUCACACGCAGAGACUCACAAGGGGGAUGGAAUUUCACCUGGGUGCCUAAACAGUGUUCUUAAAAUACAUAUGUUGUGAUGGUGAUAUUACUCAUCUUUUUUUUUUAAUGCAGUUCUGGAUUCUGGGGCUAAUAAUGAAUAAAUAGCACGAGGCAAAAGGAAGCUAACCAAGAAACUAUUCUCAUAAAUAAUAUGAAUCAAUCAUAGAUGAUAUAUUUGAAGAAAUAUU
Neoarius graeffei (lesser salmon catfish) is the source of this 1455-nucleotide messenger RNA. It is a transcript of the gene gmnc, whose product is annotated as geminin coiled-coil domain containing. The coding region runs from base 165 to 1289 and encodes 374 amino acids. Gene Ontology annotation, biological process: negative regulation of DNA replication; negative regulation of cell cycle. Lineage: Eukaryota; Metazoa; Chordata; Actinopteri; Siluriformes; Ariidae. The record is from RefSeq and is a predicted model, not a curated record. Gene Ontology annotation, cellular component: nucleus. The transcript has 5 exons.